GCGUAUGGGGACACCUAUUUUCCCCCGGAGCCAGUAUAGAAGAAGAAGAAGAAGAAGAAGAAGAAGAACAUAUCUAAAAUCUGUGUUAAGCUUUAUGCCCAAGUAUCUUGCUGGGCACAUUAAGUGUGCUAGAUUUAAUAUAAUAAAUAAUUGUUCAGAUUUAAAAUGGAUAUGUUGAAAGAUAUAACUGAUUCUCGUGAAGAACAACUAGAAGAAUUGAAAAGUUUCACUGAUGCAGUUAACAAACAAAUUGCUGAUAUCGUUGGCACAUUAGGUUGGACAGUGGAGAGUGUGACAAAUGCGGACAAAGAGUAUCUUACAUGUCCGUAUAAUCCAUCACACCAAUUAGUAGAAGACUCGCUGAAUGACCAUCUUAUUUCUUGUCAGUGGAAAACUGCAGGUUAUGAGGGAUCAGAUUUACCAUUUUCUGAACAAACAUUGCCAAUAGAUUCAUCAUUUUCUGUAAAAUUUGAUGAACAGUUACAAAAUGAAGUUCUGAGGAAGGCCAAACAACAAGACCCAACAAUACAAACUGGUACGGGUGAGCGAUUAAUACCGCAUACAUCUGAUAGACUUGUGACAGAUUUCACCAGAGAUGAAAGGAGAGUGUUUUAUGAUUAUGUUAUUGCCAAUACUGCAAAACCAGAUAUUGGGCAAGACAUUUCGGACAUUAACAACUUGAAACCAGAAGAGAAAAAAGACAAGGAGCUGUCUUUCUUAGAAAUAUUGAUGCAGGAGCGUAAUUUAAAGAGACGUAGAGCCAAGCACAGAGGUGUCCAUACAAACAAAAAAUCUCAUGUUGAAGUACUCAGAGAAGUGAUAAAUCAACAGAUGGAAAUGUAUACAGAGUAUAUUUCUGAGCAAGCUAAUUCUAGAGAUACAACAGAUAUGCAGAAAGCUAAAACGGACGAUUCGAAUUAUGAAACGACAGAAGCAGAUAGAAGCGAUUAUUUGUAUAAAGUGUUUCAUGACUCGCCGCAAAACUAUGACGAUCCCAAUACCAGCGAGAGAAACGGCCACUGCUAUAGCAGAAGAGAUGACUCGAGGAGAGAACGUUCGGAGAAGAAGAGUCAUCAUCGAUCAAGAGAUCGAGAUAAACAGGAGAAAUAUGUAGAUGAAUAUAGCGAAUUGCGCAGGAAGCAUAGAUACAACGAACAUAAAGAAUCUUUCUAUUCGAAAGAUCGGAACUCGCAUAAAAAAGAGAGGCAUCGAAGUAAAGACAGACACAGGGAUAAAGAGAGCAAAAAGAAACACAAGUCUCGCGAUCGUGAGAGAUCGUCCGAGAGACAUCGUACGAAACAACACAGUAGUGAUCAUAAACGACAAGAGAAGAAUAAAAAAUAUUGAUCACACAAGAGCGCUCAUAUACCUCUCCUGUACACGGAUCCGUAAAUCAAAUGCAAGAAGCAAAGUAGUAAAAUUCUUAUCGAAAAGUUAAUACAUGUAUGAAUAUGAAUUUUUUUACCAACCAUAAUUCUCUGAAAAAUAAAAAAGAAUUCAGCACUAAAUACAAUUUCG
Molecule: messenger RNA, 1518 nt
Organism: Harpegnathos saltator (Jerdon's jumping ant)
Lineage: Eukaryota; Metazoa; Arthropoda; Insecta; Hymenoptera; Formicidae
Product: U11/U12 small nuclear ribonucleoprotein 48 kDa protein
Exons: 5
Coding region: 166-1347 (393 amino acids)
Cellular component (GO): U12-type spliceosomal complex; nucleoplasm; cytosol
Source: RefSeq, a predicted model, not a curated record